AUGGCGGCUGGCACGGAGGGUGGCACGCAGUUGCAACAGCUCUUAGAGACAUCUGCAAGAUCAUCUCCUGAAAAAACCGCCAUCAGAACAGACGGAGGUGACGUAAGCUAUUCCGAGUUAUGUGCAUUGGUGGGACGAGUGGCUGGUGCUUUGACAGGCUCAGGCGUUGACAAGAUGGAUCGAGUCGCGUGGCUCUUGCCAAACCUUAUUGAAGCUGUCGCUUGCUCCUUUGCCUGCUACAGUGUAGGCGCUGUGUCAGUGCCAAUCAAUGUCCGGUACUCGUCUGAGGAGGCUGCCUACAUGGUCAACAAGGUGCAAGCCAAAGUUCUGUUCCUACAGGCCGACAAGUUGGAUGUACUGCGCAAGUUGUCCUGUCCAGUACAAGUUGUUGUGCUUGGGGCGGCACGCGGGCAGCACAGAAGUUGGGAAGAGUUCUUGCAGACGAAGGCGCGGGCCUGUUUUCAGCCUGUCAGCGCGCAACAUCCUGCUUUGAUCCUCUUCACGUCAGGCUCCACAGGCCACCCCAAAGGAGUUUUGCAUUCUCAUGGAACUUGCUGGGCAGCCAUCGACACUUCAGCAAGAAGCUUCCGACUUGGGAGCGAUGAUGUCGUGUUGGUUGGGAAGGCCAUCUGCCAUGCAGGUGGGCUUCAAACACAACUCCUCCCAACCUUGCUUGUGGGAGGUGAGGUGGUCCUGACGAUGGUCCCACCACCAGCAAAAGCAGUGGACCUCAUCCAGAACUUCGGCGUGACAGUCUAUGCAAUGCUUGCGAGCUUCCUGCUGGACUUCGUGGAGCAUCUGGAGACGACCCGGCAGGAGGUCCCAAGCUUGAAGAAGGUCAUCGGCUCUGGUGACUGCGUUCCGCUCCCGCUCCAAGCGAGAUUUCACAAGCUGUUUGGCUGGCCGGUCCUGGAAGGUUGUGGCAUCACUGAAAUUGGGGGCUACUUCGCCCUGCAGCCAAUUGGCAAGGAGAAGCCCGGCUCGAUCGGCAUCCCGACUCCCGGCACAGAAGUUCGGCUGGUUGAUGAGGAGGGCAAGGAUGUUGCUGUAGGUUUGCCUGGGGAGGUCUUGCUAAAGACGCCUUCGGCUGCUCUCGGAUAUUGGGACGAUCCCGAGGCAUCCUCUUUGCUUUUCAGAGACGGCUGGCUCCGAACGGGCGAUGUUGCCCGGGAGGAUGAGGAUGGCUUCCUUUGGUUUGUGGGUCGCCGCAAGCUCAUUAUUGUUCGUCGUGGCUCCAAUAUCGCCCCUGCGGCAGUCGAGAGAGCCUUAGCCACACAUCCAGAAGUGCAAUCGUCGGUCGUUGUGGGGGUGUCGGAUGCCCUGGACGGUCAGGUCCCUGUUGCAUGGAUUUUGGCCAAGAAUCCUUCUUGCCCUCCCACAAGUACAUCCCUGGCGGAGCACAUGUCCAAGCGUUUGGCCUCUUUCGAACUUCCGGUGCUUUAUCUGUUCUUGGACGCAAUGCCACUCAACAGCGUCGGGAAGUUCGAUCGGGCGGAGUUACAGCGUGCCGCCCAGGACAAGCGUGAUAUCCUGCUGCAUGCAAAGCGUGCAGGUGCAUAA
Messenger RNA from Symbiodinium natans, 1560 nucleotides. Lineage: Eukaryota; Dinophyceae; Suessiales; Symbiodiniaceae. The record is from the annotation of a GenBank genome assembly.